Plutella xylostella (diamondback moth) is the source of this 1918-nucleotide messenger RNA. RefSeq names its product carcinine transporter. Gene Ontology annotation, molecular function: transmembrane transporter activity. The record is from RefSeq and is a predicted model, not a curated record. Gene Ontology annotation, cellular component: membrane. Gene Ontology annotation, biological process: transmembrane transport. Lineage: Eukaryota; Metazoa; Arthropoda; Insecta; Lepidoptera; Plutellidae.
UAUCUAAAAUUAUAAUUAGCCUACAGCCGACAGAGACAUUAGUUAAAAAUUUAUAAGUAGGCACUGUCAUAAUUGGUAUACAAACAAUAUAAAAAAUGUCUAUCGAGCUAGAAGCACCGAUCAGUGUUCAGCCAAAUUCGAUAGUAUCAAAACGGAUUAGCUCGGACGAUGGACACAAAACAAAGGAAGAGAAGACGCUCGACUUCGAUGACCUCCUGGUCCAAGCCGGGGAGUUUGGCCGCUACCAGCUGUACCUGUUCAUCGCCACGAUGCCCUACUACGUGUACGGAGUGUUCGUGUACUUCACCCAGAUGUUCCUGACUGAAGUGCCGAGCCAGCACUGGUGCUGGAUACCCGAGUUAGAGAAUCUCACGGCGACUGAACGCAGGAGCCUCGCCAUACCGCCCGACGACCAUGCCCGCUUCGGGUACUCACACUGCAUCUCGUACGUGGCCAACUGGAGUGAUGUGUUACGAACUGGGGACAAGCCCAACCCUAGCUGGGAGACCGCCAAGUGCCAGAAUGGAUGGGAGUUUGACACUAGCGAAAUACCGUAUCCAACGAUUUCAACCGAAUUAGGAUGGGUUUGUGACAGACGCAGCUACCAGGCCUCGGCGCAGGCCAUCUUCUUCUUCGGCUCCGUGUUCGGAGGAUUCCUCAUCGGAUGGGUCGCUGACAGAUUCGGACGGAUACCAGCCAUCGUGGCGAGCAAUGUGAUUGGAUGCGUCGGAGGCAUCGCCAGCAUAUUUGUUCACGAUUUCACCGAGUUCGCUAUCUGCCGUUUCUUUAUGGGCAUGAGUUAUGACAACACAAUGAUGAUGGCCUACCUCCUCGUAUUAGAAUAUAUAGCACCGAAAUACAGGACGUUGAUCGCUAAUUUAUCUUUCGCCGUCUUCUACUCAUUGGCCGCCAUAGCUCUGCCGUGGAUAGCACUCGCUUGUGGGCACUGGAAGAUUACUUCUGUGGCCACAAGUCUUCCACUAAUCCUAGCGUUGUCUGCUCCUCUUUUAUUACUAGAAAGCCCAAGAUGGCUGCUCACUAAAGGCCGUGUCGAUGACGCAGUAAACAAAGUACUUCACUUAGGGAAAGUGAACCGAAAAGAUAUUCCGUCCAAAAUGAUACAAAAAUUCAAAGAAGAUUUCUCAAACAAAAAGAACACAGAGAAAGGAAACAUGUAUGAAAUUUUGAAAAACCCUGUGCUAAGGAAGAUGUUUGUAUUGAUAUGUGUAGAGUACAUGUGCUGUGUGAUAGUGUUUGAUGCGCUAGUGAGAAGUCUCGGGAUGCUAGACUUUGACUUUUUCGUUUCAUUCUCUGUGGUGUCUGCGACGGAGUUUCCCUCGAUAUUGAUCCUGGCAUUCGUGAUGGACUGGGUGGGGAGGCGCUGGUUGAUCUGCAGCAUGUCCGCAAUUUCCUUUGUCUUCUGUAUUUUGAUAGCGUUUGUUGGAAGCGGGACAGGCGCUGUUGUGUGCGCGGUCGUGGCGAGAUUUGCCAUCAACAUGAGCUACAACACAGCCAUCCAGUGGGGAGCCGAGUUGUUCCCGACUUCAGUUAGGGGGUCAGCCUUAAGUGCUAUCCAUAUACUCGGGUAUAUAGCAACGAUGGUUUCCCCUUAUAUCGUGUACUUGGAGGUAUACGUCACGUGGCUGCCGAUGGUUUUGAGUGGGUUAAUUGGUUUCCUUAGUGCCGUGAUUGCCCUCACUUUGCCAGAAACCGCCAGAAAAGAUAUGCCGCAAACGUUUGAAGACGCUGAAGUGUUAGCAAACAGCCAGAGGUUUUUCGAAUUACCGACCUUUGCCAAGAAGGAAAUUAAGGGUCACGAAGGAAAAGAUAACUGUUCAUUUGAACCGUAGGUUAUGUGACUAGGUCUGAAUCACUGGAAUAUUUUUAUACAGUUCCUAAUAAAAAAAUUAAACUAUUA